AAAUUGAGGGGGGUUGGGGAGGGGGCAGCUGCCCACCUUAUCUCGCUGUAGCUCCGCCCCUGCCAUCACUUGGUAUUGCCUCAUCCAUCACAACGACAUUUUUCUAAUCUUUAUCAAACUUGAUAUUGAAGAGAAUAACUGUGUGGUUUUUUCUAAAGGAAUAUAGAUACUUCACCCAGAAAUUGUCCAUAUACUACACCAGCUAAUUCUAUUUGCUUAAGUUGACUAUAUACAGAGUCUUUUCUUUUCUUUUUUGCCAAACUGUAUUUUCCAGCAAACCUGUUUUCAUCAGAAGUAUCACUAGGGGCAACAGGCUCCUCCCACCUUCAGGUGAGAGCAUAAAUAGCCGUUUCUGCUCAGUGGAUGCUGGCAGACACCCGACCGCACUUCUGGCUUCUCCUAGACGACUUUUUUUUUUGGCCUCAAGUGAGUUUUGUUCCGUCUAAAUAAUCAUCUGAAUGCUAAUUUAACUCACUAGUUACAUUGUUGUUUUUUUUGGCGAAUUUGGAAAAUUAUGAUUUAUUUUGGUUUAUCAAACUGUUGGGUUGUUUCGACUUCAUUUUCCUGACUAUUUUUUUUUUGGAGGAAAUAGAUUAUUUUUGAAGGUGUCUGUUUGUUUUGAGGCCUCAGGUGGCUCAGGUUGUCCCGCUGCAUCGGUGAGAAGCAGGUGGAGCCCGUAGGUGUCCGGGAUGAUGGAGUCCGCGCUGCUGCUCCUGCUGGCGCUCUCCUGUUUCUGCAGUGCUCAACGCGUUACGUACAUAUCUCCAAAUCGAGGGAGCAUUAAUGGAGCAACACGUCUCACCAUCGUUGGAGAAGGUUUUGCUCAGGAACAACAAUUCCAACUGAAUCCAAAAGAUGACACGUUUGGGAACCGUGUGACUCUGGUGUCCAGUUCCCUGUCCAUUCCCUGCGAUGUGGAAAGAGACUCCACACACAGCAACCAGAUCCAGUGCUACACCAGGUCUAUGCCACAGGAUCAAUAUGUGGUCUAUGUGAAUGUGGAUGGCAUUCCAAUUCCAAACAGCAAUAAAUGCUAUGGUUAUUACACAUCGUACCGCUGCAGCUUUUAUACGGUUUCAUAUCGAACACCCACCAUCCAGUCCCUGAGUCCUGUAAGCGGCCCUCCAGGCACGCUGGUGACGGUGAGAGGACGGAUCUACUCAGACGUUUACGGAAGCAACACCGACUUGAGCUCCAAUGGCUUGAAUGUGCGAUUCCUGAGAUCCUUCAUGGGAGGAAUGCCUUGUGACCUGCUCAUACCUGAGUCAGAUAAUCUGUACAACCUUCAGCUGGAUUCAGAAACUUCCACUUGGGGAUACAUGAGCUGCAAAAUGACUGGAACAUACGUUGGUCAUCACAACAUGAGUUACAUUCUUGAUGACGAAUAUGGAAGGAGUUUACCAGACAAAAGUUCGUUUUGGGUUUCAUCACUGGACAAACUCUCCAUGUUUCAGACGUUUGCAGAGGUGACCGGAGUCUCUCCUUCGGAGGGCAGCACAAUGGGAGGAACACUGCUGACCAUUCACGGCCAGUUCUUUGACCAAACUGAUCAGCCGGCACGCGUUCUUGUUGGAGGUUUGCCUUGUGAGGUCCAGAGUGUGAGUGAUGACAGGAUUAUAUGCAGGACUGCUGCACAGCAGAUGAAGACUGAUAACAGAAAGGUGUACCCAGGCGGCCGAGGCUUGAAGGUGGAGGCGUGGAACAACACGAAUCCUCGUUACUUGACUGACAUCCGCAGCUACAACAAGAACACAACCGGCUACUGGUCACAGUUGAUCGAUUCCCUCCCACACACAUUCCCCCGUGAAAUAGAAUACUUCACUUCUCGAACCAGAGGUUUCCUUGUGCCUCCAGCCAGUGGCAACUACACUAUAUACCUGCACUGUGAUGACAGAUGUGAACUCUACCUUAGCAACUCGUCUCGUCCAGAAGAUCAGGUUCAAAUUGCAGCACAGCCACGUUACGUGUCCAACUACUACACACUGGAUUCUCAAAAAUCCAAAGUGCUGUCUUUGGAGAAAGGAAAACCCUAUUACAUGGAGCUUCUGCACCAAGAGUAUGCUGUAGUAGCUUCGAUCAACAUUGGCUUGUUCCGGGGGGACAGUUCUUUCACUAAAGACCAGACAGAUGACGCUGUAAACGAAGUCCAGAAGAUUAUUGCUACAUAUGAAGCUUUUGAUGAGGAGCAGGUGAUCACGUUCAACUCAUGGCCUGCUGAUGUUAAAGCAGUCCAAGAAGUCCAGGAGGUCACCGUGAGCAGCAACUGUCCUGACCAUCUUUGUGGAAACACUUUCUACAGCCUGGGUUACGGACUUGCCAAAACCGGGCCCAUCCCUGUCGGUGCCUCGGCGGGGGUGGUGGAGGCAGCCUUAAACAGCCUGUGGUCCAUCAAGCCUGACACAGUCCAGGUCAGCAAGCAGGGAACCAGCCAGAGCUCUGACUACACAGUCACAUUUAAAUCCAACAGAGGAGAUUUUGAGCCUCUUUGGUAUGAGGUGUUUGGCUCAGACACAAACAUCACAGUUACCGAGGUUACCAAGGGACACAGCAGCCUCAGAACCUUUACUCUCCUUUGGGGGGGAGUUGUGACAAAGCCCAUCAGUUACAAUGCUUCAGAGUCUGAGGUGCUGUCGGCUCUGGAGGACUUAAUGAGUGCCAAGUGUCCCUCUGAGAUCCUGAGUGCAGAGGGGCCUGAUGUCAAGUACUUCAAUGACUUUGAGAAUGACAACUCUCAGUUUAACAGUGCUCAGACAGGGACUCCUGUCAACCACUUUGGUUUCUGCGGUUUGUGGUCCUUAAAGAACCCGGCAGUUCUUUUCACGGAAAGCUACACCAAAAAGCCUGGAGUCAGCUAUGGACCAGUGGCACUGAGUCAGCACUCCACACUUUGCUUUGCUUACACGGGAGGACUGAAAGAUGAAGUUGGAAUAAAGUUCACUUAUGAAAAAAGCAAUGGCCAAACUAUAACACAGCUAGCAAAAAUUAACACGUUUUUCAACAAGGAGCCCAAAUGGAGCUAUAAAUGCCUUGAUCUGCUGAGCUCCCUGCAGACGGAAUAUAUCGGAAGCAAAUACACCCUUUUGGAACUUUACCUCUACAAAGACAACUCCGGAGCUGAUUUUUAUGUGGAUGCUGUUUACAUUGGAAAGUGGCUCACCACAAAUGAAGAAAAUGUUAUUCCCAACAAGAGACGGCCCCCUCCCUUUGAGAGCUCUGGCAAGUCUUUUGAAGCGUUCACCGUCACCAAAGAUCAAUCUAAGGCUUCACGAUUCAGCUACACAAUCAAAGCAACACCGGUGGAUUGUGGAUUUGACUUUCCACUGCUUCAAAUUGGUUUCUUGUCAAAGACGUCUAACAGCAGUGACGAGGCAACCGUUUUCAUGGAAGCAGGCGCCAGCGUCAAUAUCACCCGCCCUCACAAAGCCUCCCCUCCUCUGAGUGGCACUUUUGACGUGGAGAUUUUUGGAGGCCAAGUGAAAGAUCUGUCUGUGGACAUCAGUGAGAAGGAUCUGAAAUAUGCUCUGGAGGGAAUUGAAGGCAUGGGGCAAGUCCAGGUUCAGAAAUCAGGCAACUGCAGGCGUCCUAAUUGGAGGGUGGAGUGGCUCACGAAGCCUGGAGACCAGCCUCUGAUAAAGAUCGACUCCUCAUCUGUUGUUGGCAACAAUGUAGUCAUUUCAUCCGUGGAGGAAGUGCAGGGAGGGCUGAUGAUUCGCGGCUUGACUGGAGAUUUCUUCAGAGUGUGGGAAAACAAACCACAGGUGGAGGUGUACAUCAACGGCAUUCCUUCAAAGUGCUCUGGAGUUUGCAGCUUUGAGUGGACAGAGAAAAACACUCCAAUUGUGACCGGAAUCAGCCCAUCUGAGGGAUCUCACAGCCUGGGCACUCUUCUGACAAUCACUGGCACUGGCUUCAGUAAUGAAAAUGCUUCCAUCAUGGUGGGAAUGGCUAAGUGUGUCGUGGAAGUGAUCACAGAUAACACUCAGGUUUGCAGACUGAGUCCUGCCGCUGCUGGCACUUACCCGGUGUCAGUCAAUUUUCCCUCUCUGGGUGACUCACAGUACGCCAACAACAGCAUUUCCCAAUUUACCUACCUGCUCACAGUUUCAUCUGUGUCCCCACUGUCUGGAAGCACUGCAGGAGGCACAUUGGUGACGGUGAUUGGAGUCGGUCUGAGCCAGAGUGCCACGGUUACAGUUGGCGGCGAGGAGUGCGUGGUGGUUCAUGCAAGUGAGACAGAGCUGAAAUGCAGAACACCAGCGGGAAAUGCUGGACCCCAUGUUGUCACGGUAACUGUGGGAAACAUGAGCAAAACUGCAGAGAGCAACUUUACCUUCGACGAAAAUCUGACUCCUCAGAUGUCAAGCUUGAGUCCUAAGGCCACCACUGUGAUAGGACACCGUUUUCUCACCAUCAUGGGCUCAGAUCUUGGAGGCCAAGACAAUGACAGCGCUGUGUUUGUUGGCACAAAGGAAUGUGUGGCAGUGCAGUGGACGCCAACAAAUAUCACUUGCCUCCUCCCUGUGCUGCCACCCGGCAUGUACAAAGUGGGUGUGCAGGUUGGGAACAGAGGCUUCCCCAAAACAAGCAAUGGACUGAAUGCUACCAUUGAAUACAUCCUUGAAGUGCAUAACAUCUUCCCGCUGGCUGGCUCUUUAUUGGGAGGCACCAAGCUGACUGUUUCCGGCGCUGGUUUCAGCAACAACCUAACAGACAACAAAGUGUCCAUCGGAGCUGCUGAUUGUGAAGUGGUGGCCGCCUCAAAGAACGAGCUACAGUGUGUGUUAAAGUCAGAGCAGAGGACCCACAUUGUCACAAACCAGGGAUCUCACCUCAUCUACGGACAGGGUUAUGCAUGGAGUCCCGGCUCGCUCACAGUGUUUGUGGGAGACACAGUAAGGUGGCAGUGGGAGGCGCCUGCCUUCCAGAGUGUCGGCUACAGAGUCUUCAGCGUUUCGAGCCCCAGUGGCUCCACUUACACAGAGGGACCUCUCAACAGUGGAGGGACCAAGACUGCCAAAGGGUCUUUUGGCUACCGUUUCACAGUCCCUGGUGUGUACUACUACAGCAGUGGCUACGUAGAUGAUUACAACACCCGUCUUCUGCAGGGUGUCGUGAAAGUCAGGAGCAGAGAGGAGAAAAGCAGCUUUGUAUCCGUGAGCGUAGGAGGCAUUGAAGCCACCUACGUAGCAGGAGGGUCACGUCGGGUUUCCAGAGCAGCACAGCUGUGCGUUGCUUCCCCACAGUGCCAACAGGCCAACCAAACCUCAGAUGAGCUGUCCUUCACCACCUCCGCUUGCUACACCCCCAUUAUCCACUCCAUCUCCCCCAAUCAGGGCUCAUACCAUCAGGAAAUUCUCAUUCAGGGACAAGGCUUUAGUGACACCGCCUGCGCUGUCGAGGUGACAGUGGGUGAUGAGCCCUGUCAGGUGGUCAACAGCUCUCUUUCUGAGAUCAGCUGCCUCCUUAGCUCUGACACCAUGCUCCCGGUUGGUAUUGCUCUGUCUGUGGAUGUCAGGGUGAACAACCUGGGCAGCGCCAUUGUUGCUAUUUCAGAGGAGUUUGAGCGUCGCUUCGUGGUCCUGCCAGUUGUUGACUCCGUCUCACCUCCCAUUGGCAGCCCCACAGGCCACACCAGGCUCCUUAUCCAGGGGUCUGGAUUCUCAGAGGGAGAAGUAACUGUAGCUGGCCAGCCCUGCAAAGUGCUGACACUCAACUACACUCACAUUGUCUGCGACACAGCCCCUUCAACAUCUCACAGAGGGGAUGUCAUCUUCCACAUGGGCCGCAUUCAAAGCUCCUGUAACUCCAACUGCUCCUUUCUGUACUCCCCCUCUGUCACCCCCACAGUUAGCAGCAUCACCCCAGACAGCAUCAAUAACGUGACUGAUGUAGUUAUCUAUGGCUCUGGGUUCGGCAGCCGUGUGGAUGAUGUGGCUGCUUUUGCCAGCGGCACCGAGUUAGAGGUCACAGCUGUGACUGAUGCAAACAUCACAGUGAGAGUCAGUGCGCUGGCUGCAGGCGACCAUCCAAUCACAGUCAUCGUGAGGAGCAGAGGCCUCGCUUCAGGACAGGUGACGCUGAACAGCCGCGCCCAGGCUGACCUGUACCCCAACGUGGGCAGCGUUGAGGGAGGAACCCCACUCGUAAUCACAGGGAACGGAUUUUCAGAGGGGAACACGACCGUGAUGGUUGGUGGUGCAUCCUGCAAAAUUCAGAAGGUGAGACCUGGUCUCCUUUGCUGCCUGACUCCUCCGCACAGUGCAGGACUGGCGACCGUCAGCAUCCGAGUCUUCGCUGUGAACUACCCACCACUUAGCUUUAACUACUCCUCAGCUUACACUCCUGUCAUCAGUUCAGUCAGCCCCAUCUCAGGACCGAGCGGGUCUGUCAUCACGCUCACUGGUUCUGCUUUUGGCGCUGACCCUCAGCUCAUUGCUGUUACCAUAAACCAGAUUCCCUGCAAUGUGUCUGCCGUCUCUGACACUGAGGUCCAGUGUACGGCAGGUAGCAAUCCAGGAGGGGCAUACCCAGUCAAGUUACAACACCUGGUCAAAGGAUAUGCUCAGUCAGUCAUCAGGUUCACGUACGAACUGACUCUGAGCGGAGUGCAGCCAAACGAAGGCGGCUUUGGUGGUGGAGCUCUGCUGUCUAUUCAGGGCUCUGGGUUCGAUUCACAGAACUCUAUGGUGCUGAUCUGUGGACAGACCUGUAAGGUGGACAGAGAAAACUCCACUUCCACACUUCUGCGCUGCCGUUCUCCGCUUAACAACAGUACUCAGCAGCAGGUGAGCUGUAAUGUGACCGUCGUCAAUCCACAAAACGCUGUCAACAUGUCCAAUGGCUUCACCUACAAAUCUGAGCUGACUCCAGUGAUUUCCGAGGUGUCUCCACGCAGAGGAGGUACUGCGGGAGGCACCCGGCUUACCAUCUCUGGCUCUGGAUUCAGCUCCAACGUUAAUGACAUUGCGGUGACGAUUGCCGGGUCAGUGUGUGAUGUCGCGUCUGCCAACAGCACACACAUCAUCUGUGUGACAAACGCCCAGGGUCAGUCUCAGCUCGCCAAAGUUCAAGUCAGUGUUGGAAACCAGGGCAUUGCCAUGAUGGAUACUGCAGAUUUCUUCUACAUCGAUGUUUGGUCAUCCAAGUUCACUUGGGGAGGGUUAUCUCCACCUGAAAAGGGCUCGUUUGCCGUCAUCACAAAAGGCCAGACUAUCUUGUUGGACACCAGCACACCUGUGCUCAAGAUGCUUCUGAUUCAAGGCGGGACCCUGGUGUUUGAUGAAGCAGACAUUGAGCUGCAGGCAGAAAACAUACUGAUCACUGAUGGCGGGAGGCUCCAAAUUGGCCAGGAGGGGGCGCCAUUUCAGCAUAAGGCCAUCAUCACACUUCAUGGGCAUCUGCGCUCACCUGAGCUUCCAGUUUACGGAGCCAAGACGCUGGCGGUUAGAGAAGGCGUGCUGGACCUUCAUGGCAUUCCUGUUCCUGUACCAUGGACCCACUUGGCAGAGACAGCAACAAAUGGUUCACUCACUUUGACGCUGAUGAAGGCGGUCACGUGGAAACCUGGAGAUGAAAUCGUCAUCGCCUCAACUGGCCACAGGCACAGCCAAAGAGAAAACGAGGUGAGGAAGAUUGCCUCCGUCUCCGCUAACGGAAAGACCCUCACUUUGACUGAACCCCUCACAUACACUCACCUGGGGGUGUCUGUCACGCUGCCCGAUGGCACAGUGUUUGAGGGCAGAGCAGAGGUGGGUCUUCUCACGAGGAACAUCUUAGUGCGAGGCUCCCAACAACAAGAGUGGAAUGACAACAUAGAAGCCUGUCCUGACGGCUUCAACACAGGAGAAUUUGCCACCCAGACUUGUUUCCAAGGACGCUUUGGGGAAGAGGUUGGCAGCGAUCAGUUUGGAGGCUGCAUCAUGUUCCAUGCUCCCAGACCAGGUGAAAACCUGGCAAUCGGCCGACUAGAAUAUGUUGAGCUAUUCCACGCAGGACAGGCAUUCAGGCUUGGACGCUAUCCCAUUCACUGGCAUCUGAUGGGAAACAUUAACUACAAGUCAUAUGUGAGAGGAUGCGCCAUCCAUCAGACCUUCAACAGGGCCGUGACCAUCCACAACACCCAUCGACUGCUGGUGGAGCACAAUGUCAUAUACAACAUAAUGGGUGGAGCUUUCUUCAUUGAAGAUGGGAUUGAGACAGAGAACAUCCUGCAGUACAACCUCGCUGUGUUUGUCAAACAAAGUACCAGUCUCCUGAAUGAUGACGUCACUCCUGCUGCGUACUGGGUCACCAAUCCGAACAACAUCAUCCGCCACAAUGCUGCAGCAGGCGGCACCCACUUUGGGUUCUGGUACCGCAUGCACGAUCACCCAGACGGGCCGUCAUACGAUCCAAACAUCUGCCAGAAAAGAGUUCCCCUCGGUGAGUUUUUCAACAACACCGUCCACUCUCAGGGCUGGUUUGGACUUUGGAUCUUCCAGGAGUUUUUUCCGAUGAAAAAUGGAAACUGCAAUUCCAAAAGCCCUCAGCCUGCUGUCUUUCGAUCUCUCACCACCUGGAACUGCGAGAAAGGUGCUGAGUGGGUUAAUGUUGGCGCCGUACAGUUCACUAACUUUGUCAUGGUCAACAACGAGAAAGCUGGCAUUGAAGCUAAACGCAUAAUGCAGUGGGCUGUGAGUAGCUUUGGAGAAGACGGAGGGGCCACAGUGUUAAAUUCCACCAUCGUGGCCCACGUGGAUGAGCUCGGUCUGGGAAGCGAUUACUGCACACGCCGUGGCGUCAUCACGCCCUUUGACGAUGGCAUGAGCGUCCUCAACACCAAAUUCAUCAAUUUUGACCGUGACAGCUGUGCAGCAAUUGGAGUAACGUCAAUCGACGGAACGUGCGUGGAUCGGUGUGGCGGCUGGGCUGUCAGGUUUAGUGGCAUCCAGUACUCAAACUCUCCCAACAAAGCCGGCUUCAGGUGGGAGCACGAAGUCCAGCUGGUGGACACUGACGGCUCCCUCACAGGGAACAUCAACCAUAAGGUUGUGCCUAUGAGCAACUUGUUGGACCCAGCUCACUGUUCCCAGAGUAAUGAGUGGAGCGUGGGUUUCCCUGCCGCUGUGUGUGAUCACACCAUCAACUUCCAUCGUCUGGCUUUCAACAAUCCUACACCAGACUCCCUACAUGCAAAAGAUGUCAUCUUAACCAACUGUCAUGGUAGUAGUGUGGUCCCUUACCUGAAGAAGAGACUGACUCAUAAGCUUGGUUGGAUGGCCCUACUGCCUUCUGGACAGACCUACAACUGGUACUUUCACAAUGCCGACCAAAUCACCAACAUCACCUAUGAUGCCAAGUUCUAUGGCUUCAAGUCGGAUGAAUAUGUAAUCAUCAACCACAACUUCACCCAGAGCCCCGACAGUUUCCGUAUCAUCGACAACAGAAACGGGUCGACAACGCCGCUGAGAUUCGGCAGCAACAAGAACGGAGACUGGUUCUUCAAUAACAGAACCAACGACCUCUUCUACAUGGUGUCUGGGGAUACACGGCAGCGCAGGAGGCGCAGCAGCGUGGACCGCUCCAUGGUCGAUGUUGUGACAAACUUCGCAGUCUACCGUUGCUUCUAUCCCAAAUGCAUCCCUCCGCCUCCAGCCACACUUGCCCCUAUACCCAAUGGUCGACCCAGUAACUUUGUUUGGUGGUCUGAUGAAUCUUUCUGGAAAAAUUCACGUGAGAACAACUUCACCGUGCCAAAAGACGGCUCUGAUGUGGUGAUCCCUUCAGGGAAGUGGGUUGUUUUGGACAGCAACACUCCGACCCUCAACAAGCUGACCAUCGUCGGGGUCCUGGAGAUCCCCGACAGCACAAGUGACUCUCCCACCAGACAGGCUCGGUCCACAACUGAGUACAGUUCAGUGGUGAUCGAUGCUGUGUACAUCUCUAUUCAGGGAGGAAAAAUGAUUGCAGGACUACAAGACCAGCCAUUCAGAGGUCAACUCCUCUUCAGACUGAGGGGGAACCACCGCACUCCUGACUGGCUGCUGCCAAAUGGACCCAACCAAGGAUCCAAAGUCCUGGGUGUCUUUGGUGUUCUGGAACUGUAUGGACUUCCGCACAAUGUUUACCACACCAAACUGGCUGCCACAGCUGAUGCGGGAUCCAGCACUCUGACUCUGGCGAAGUCGGUCGAUUGGCAGGUUGGAGACGAGAUUGUCAUCUCCACUACCAGCUACAACACAUCGGAGACAGAAAAGCGGCAGCUUACUGCGGUUUCAGCCGAUGGCCGCACCCUGACCCUGAACCAACCUUUGGCCCACACUCACAUUGGUGAGACUCAUUCUGUUCCUGGCACAUCUUUGUCCUACACUAUGGCGGCUGAUGUCGGCCUCCUGACCAGAAACAUCCGAAUUAUUGGUGAGAAUUAUCCGCAAAUGCAGUCAGAGUCAUUUGGAGCCAGACUGUUGGUUGGCACUUUCUCCAGCGGAGGAAUUGACUACAAAGGUAUGGCUCAGAUCAGGAAUGUGGAGUUCUUCCAGACUGGUCAGGAAGGAUGGACUGACUACUAUGACCCUCGUUAUUCUGUGGCUUUCCUCAACCUGGGAGAGAUUCCCGCAAACAAGUCGUACAUUCAGGGCUGUGCGUUCCAUGAUGGUUUCUCUCCAGCCAUCGGCGUCUUUGGGACAGAGGGGCUCAACAUCGAUGACAACAUCAUUCACCACACUGUUGGAGAAGGAAUCAGGAUUUGGGGAAACAAGAUAACAGUGAGGAGGAACCUGGUGAUGACAUCCCUUUGGCCAGGUUCUUACCAGGACAGAGAAGAAUCCUUCAACUUUGACUGGAAUGCAGCCGUUGAGAUUAAUGAGGGGACCAACGUCGUGCUGCAGAACAACAUCGUAGCAGGUUAUGAGAGGGUAGCCUACCGCAUCAACGGGGAACCAUGCCCAGGAUAUCCGAAUGUCAACCAGGCCUGGAUCAAUAACGAGGCUCAUGGAGGUCUGUAUGGAGUCUACCUGAACAAAGAUGGUCUGCCUGGAUGCAGCUUCAUCAGAGGCUUCUUCAUCUGGAAGAGCUUUGAUUUUGCCAUUUACUUUCAGACCAUAAUGGAUGUUGUUGUUUCCAAUGUGACGCUGGUGGACAAUGGGAUGGGCAUCAUGCCCCUCAUCUAUGCUCCGCCCUCUCUGUCUCAUGCUUACGCUAAUAAAACUGUGGAGAUCCAGAAUGCAUUGAUUGUCAGCACCAGCCCAAACUUCCGCUGCUCAGACACAUUAAGCUCCAGUGACUUCAACAUAGACAUCAGCGCCUUGCAUCGAGCCCCCAGACCUCCCCAGGGGGGCAGAUCUGGAAUCUGUUGGCCCAAUUUUGCCUCUGGACACAACACCGCUCCCUUUAAACCUCACCAUCUGAACAUGAACUACAAUGCCAUUAAAGGACUGAUGACAGUCAGAGACACAACAUUUGUCAAUUUCAAUGAAAUCUGCUCUGGUGAAAAGGAUGCUAUGUUUAUCACUAACCCGAUCAAUGAGGACCUGCAGCAUCCGGUUGAAGUUUCAGGGAUAAAGAUGAUCAACAGCAUUGAGCAGAGCAAAGUGUUUGUUCACAGACCCGAUGUGGGCAAAGCGAACCCAGCUGACUGUGUGGACAUGGACUGUGAUGCCAAGAAGAAAACUUUGCUAAAAGAUCUGGAUGGGUCGUUCCUGGGGGCAGUAGGAGCUGUGGUGCCUCAGUCUGAGUACGAGUGGGGAGGAGACCCCAGGAGGGGGCUGGGUGACUAUCGUAUCCCCAAAGUUAUGUUGACAGCGCUCAAUGGCAGCCGAAUUCCAGUUGAACAGGUUGCUCCUUAUAAAGGUGUUAUCAGGAAGAACUGCACCUACAUGAGCUCCUGGCAGAGCUACAAGUGCUUUGGGCUCAACUAUAGGAUGGUGGUGAUUGAGAGUCUUGACGCGGACACGGAGACCAGGCGUCUGUCCCCAGUGGCUGUACUUGGAGAUGGCUAUGUGGAUUUGAUCAACGGUCCCCAGGAUCAUGGUUGGUGUGCAGGCUACACCUGCCAGAAGCGAGUGUCCCUGUUCCACGGCAUCAUGGCCACAGGUCACUCAUACGACGUGUACUUCACCAGUGUCAGCCCACAGAAACUCCGCCUCAUGAUGCUGGACGCCAGUCCCUCCGAGAGUGUCUUGGUGUCGGUCUUUUACUCCAAACCUCAGAGGUUGGAUGUUUAUGUUGACAACAAUCUGGUCGCUCCAAACAACGCUGUGUGGAAUGGGGAUAAAACUGACUACAUCCUAUCAGAACCAAUCAUUGCAAAUGAGUUUGUUCCCAAGAUGAACUCCACCCUGGGCAGUAACUAUUUUGAUCAAGACUACAAGAUGCUGAGGGUCCUGCUGAGGGGCUCCACGCCAGUGGAGAUAAGAACUUCUCCGGUUCUUGUCCUGGCCUUUAACAUGCCUGCUAUGUCUGAGGAGGAGUUCUUUGGUGGAAACCUCAUCCAGAAUCUGGCCACGUUCCUCAAAGUUCCACCAAAUAUGAUUCGUAUCACCAGUGUGAUCAGAGAGGGCGGAGGUGCGCGGCGCAGGAAGAGAGCCACGGGCCUAACGGUCAAUGUGGAGAUCAAGAAACCUCCCGUGCAGCAGACCACCAACGCCACUAAUGAUGAGGAGGACUUUACUCUGUUGAAGAACAUUGCUGACAACCUGGGUCAAGCUGCAGUUUCUGGAAACCUCAGUCAGUCCAUUGGCUUUAAUGUGUCCUCAAUGGGCAUCAUUCCCCCCCCUCCCCCAUCCUCAGACCCCAGCUGGAAUGAGGUGGCAUCAGAAGACGUCACAAGAGAGGAACCUAAAGCAAAUUACGUGUCCAGCGUGUCCAGCCUGCUGCUGGUGGAGGAGCCCAUCGCCGGAGAGUUUGUUGGACCUCUUUACCAGCAGCCAUCACUGAUGGCUUUGGAUGAGCAGGGUAAUUGUGUCUCAGUGGGAGUGACAUCUCUCACUGUAACAGCCAGUCUGAAAAACUCCAGUGGGCACAUAGUGGACGGGCUGGAGGGCAACACCACCAUUCUAUUCAAAACCUGUUGGGCUAACUUCACUGAUCUGUCUAUUCUCAACAGUGGUGAAAACCUCACGAUGGUGUUUACUUUGAAGGAGUGGAGCUCCAGAUCAAAAGCCUUCUCUGUGAAGAAUAUGCCCACUACCAUGCCCCCGCUGAUCACCACCACUAGGCAGCAGUCCACCACCGAUGAAAGCAUCUUCAACUCCGGCCCGGCCCUAACUGCUGGCAGUCUGUGUCUCAUCAGCAUCAUCUACGAGGUGGCCUGCUGCUCAGGCAGCAUCCCCAUAUGUUAAUGGUUCCUCCUCUAAAAGGUUUAAUGAAGGAUGACUCUACUUUGAUUUGCUUUUAGGAAAAAACUUUAUAGUUACUUUCUGUUUUCGAUUUUUAUUCUCAGGUAAAUACGUUUUAACACUUCCUCUAUCAAUUUGAUCAACAGCAUGCCUUGUACCCAAAUGUAUAAUAAGAGGGUAAUAUGUGUGUGGGAUUCUUCUGGGUAUGUAAUUACUUCUGGUUCUGAGGUUCUGCCUUAAAAAAACAUAAUACAUGAUGCACAUGCUAGAUUGUGACCAAGGAUAGAUUCUAAACCUUGUGUAGUCGUUUUUGUUUUGGAAAUUAAUUGUAUUGUCUUUGACUAUGUCACUAUUGUCAUGUGUGUUGAGUUGUAAUUUGAAUUAAUAUUCAAUUUUAUCCGAGUUAUUACUUCUGAAAUAUCUUUGAAAACUGCAAUGUUAAUCUAAUACAAAGAGAUCUACCUUGACUUUAACUUGUCUGUUUGUCAAGGCUGGCGAGUACUCAUUUUUUCAUGUUUUUCUCUCUAAUUGCAAUCAAGAUAAAGUCAUGUUACCCCAGCUUUUAUCCGGACACCUUGAUUAACUGUGAUGCGGCCAAAACAUAAAAGAAUUUGUCUUUUUUGCCUCAACUGCAGGUUUUGAAUAUUUUAUGUAAAUCAAAAUGUGGGAUGAGACUCAAAAAUGUCUUAAAAUGUAAAACAAAGAGGCAUGUAAUGCACUUUAAUCAGUAGCUUAAUUUACAUUUUUAGCAUUUUGCAGAAAGGUAGCUGUUGCACUUUACAGAUGGUUAAAUACUAAAUUCUGCUUUCAAUAAAUCCUACAUUUUAAAGCUU
Molecule: messenger RNA, 14146 nt
Organism: Oryzias latipes (Japanese medaka)
Lineage: Eukaryota; Metazoa; Chordata; Actinopteri; Beloniformes; Adrianichthyidae
Source: RefSeq, a predicted model, not a curated record